Sungouiella intermedia is the source of this 2451-nucleotide messenger RNA. The record is from the annotation of a GenBank genome assembly. Lineage: Eukaryota; Fungi; Ascomycota; Pichiomycetes; Serinales; Metschnikowiaceae.
AUGGCCCGCCAGUUCCCGUUGGUCCGAACGUACCAGAACUUGGUCUGGAAUCUCAAAAACUACAAACCUGCUGGCCAGCGUCCGCCGUUCCGUGCUUCCAGACACCCAUUUUGCACUAAUAUACAACUUCAGAAUGCUUCGUGUGCUUAUUGGCUACAAGAGACGUCCAGAGAGAUAGGAACAGAGUUUGUGACUCUGUUGGCAAACUCGACUAAGGCUUAUAAGGAACAAGUGUCGAAGAAUUCGUCUCAGGUAACAAAACUACAUUCAAAUGCCGGAUACCAAAAUUAUAGUAGUUUGGCAGCAGUAAGUGAUGGAGUCGGCGCAGAAUAUAACGAAGAAGGUACCAAUGGGCCGGAUUCAGAAACAAUAGAGGUGCAUCCUGCUGAAAUCGAGAUUGUCAAGCUUUUCGGUGCCGGGGAAUACCCCAAAAUGUACCAAAUCUUGAAAGCAUACCAGGCAGAAGGAAUUACGAUUUCUACAGACAUCAUCAAUGGAAUGGUAUCUAGUGUUCACGAGCAGUUGCCAAUCGACACCUCUGAUGAAUAUUUACAUCAAUCUGCAGUGGAAGUUCCAAUGUUUCAUGGAAAGAAUGACCUACGAUAUAUGUCCAUGUAUGGCAGAGUAUACUCACACAUCGAGACGUUGUACGAUGUCUGCAAGCUUUACGAGCCGCACUCAUUGGGAAAUAGAACUUUCAUGGAGAACUAUAUCUGGUUGUGCUAUCAUAUGGAUGACUUGGCAUCGCUCCAACAUUUGCUCUACACUUAUCUCAAGAACUCUACAUACGACUCCAGAACAUUGAGUUAUGUGAUAAAUGCGUUCGUGUACAAUUAUGACGUGGAGUUUGCAAAGAAUCUCAUCAAGAGUAUCAUAGAUAUGGGAAAACCCUUAGAUGAAAGCUUGCUUUCGUCAACGAUCAUUAGUUUUGUUAAAGUUGGCGCCAUUUUCACAAAUAUCACCGACUUGGUGGAGAUCUGGUCCAAUGCUUCCAAUUGUGAGAGCCCAUAUCCAAAAACGGUAGCCAUGCUUCUCAAGCAGUACUACAGGUACGGAAAUCCAGAAGAAAUUGCUUCUAUGGAGGCUCUCAGAGAGCAUUUGGGCUACAAUAGCAAUUUCCUUAUUUCCUUGGUGAAAAACCAGGAAAGAAUCUCUCGCAAAGAUUUACUGCACAAGAAGAAUAUCACUAAAGGAGACAUUGAAGAGAUUUUGAAGAUCCGCAACUCUAUUAGCCAUUCCAAAUAUGCAUUGAAGGCGUUCUACGAAUCCUACCUUUUGUUCUUCUCCAAGUAUUCAUCCAUGAAUAUGAUUCAGCUUAUGUUGAGGGAAAUGAAAAAAGAUGGCUUACCAUUCACAAAAUUUUCCUACAACGUCAUUGUACAACACUACGUUUCUGAACACAAGUUUCUUCCACUUCUCAAGUUCAUGGAGAAAUUUGUGACAAAGGCAAACAGAUUUGAAUUGAUAUAUGUUAAAAGUUUGUAUGAAGCUUUUGUCAGGACAUAUCCUUACGAGGGAGAAUAUUUCGCUCAACUGUUUUCUAAUUGGCUUGAAAAUGCCGAGCUUCCAUCUCAUACAAAAGAGGUUCUCCAAGAGUCUUGUAAGGUGACCAAACUCAAGUCGAAUAUCACUCCGGUUGCUAUCCAAAGGCAACAGUUGAACAACGUUAAGAAGUAUCUGUCACCGCAAUGGAGGUCAAUGGCACUUGUAUCCAAAAGUCCGAAAUCUAUCAAAGAGCAAGUCCAGUUCCGGGUGGACAAGGGCCUUCUCGAUAUCAUGAGAAAAGGAAUCAAGCCAGAUUACCAUUUAGUCGAGAAUACGUUGAGAAAACUGAACUUGACGCACAGAUCAGCUAUCUUUGAUUGUCUCAAAGAGAUGAGAAUGGAAAGAUACACCACACGAUUACGGAUAUUCGAUUUCCUUCUAUCUUUUCCCAAGAAAGACCAGCUUGUUCGUUAUGUCAAGAAUAGGCAGACCAAAUUCAAUGCCAGUGACAGAUUGUUGUUGGCUAGAAGACUUUUCAAUGAGAACUCGUUCGACCUUGCGUUCGAUCUUUUGAAGAACAUGAAUGAAGCGGAAGUCAACGAUAACAGACAAAUGAUCAGGCUCAAUUUAAGCUUGCGUACUGGAAUAGCCAUGAAUGACUUCGAAUCCUGCAACCAAAGUAUCGAAGCAUUCCCCAUCAAUGAGUUGACCAUGAGCCCUUACAUUUAUAAACAGUGUCAGUACAUUGAAAAGAACCUUUUGAAGAAAAUGAAAGCUCUGGAAGCCAAGGGAGGCGACGCUGCGAAUAUGAAAGUGACACUUGAUAAGUUGAAAGGACUUAUUGGAGACAUUGAUGCUCGACUUAAGAGAGACAAGUUGGACAUCCACGAAAUGGUAGGCGAUAUGUUCAACAUGCUCAACAAGUGGAUCAAGUCAACCAGAAACCAAGAUGAACGGAAAGUUUAG